CUGUUCAAUGUUAUUAUAAAAUGCUUAAAAGCAUGGCAGUAUUCGGGCACCUCAACACGCAGGGCCAACCUCAGUCAACUAUGGCGGCGCCCAGUAGAACUCUGAACUGUGAGGACUUUUCAAUGUUUCAGGAAGUAUUAAAAGUGAUGCGCACUAUAGAUGACCGAGUUGUCCAUGCACUUAAUACCAGUGUGCCAACUGCAUCCUUUUCAGACAAAGUGGAUGGCAAAAAGACCUGCAAAAAGCUCUAUGAAUCUCUCAUGGAGGCUCAUCUUUCCAGAGACAAGGCAAUAAAGGCAUGUAUUACAGAGACCUCUGCUGUCGUCGGGCAAUUACGUGAAGAGCGGGCACAAAAUAGUGACAACAUGUCAAUUGUAAAGCAACUUAGGAAAGAACAAACAAAGUUAAAACUAAUGCAGUCUGAGCUAAAUGUUGAAGAAGUGGUCAAUGACCAGAGUUUGAAGGUUUUCAAUGAAAGGUGUCGAAUUCAUUAUACCCCACCCAGGACUAAGUGACUGCCAUAUCUACAGUUAAAAGUUCACACACAGUUGUUCUGAGGACCACAUCUUGGGCUGAGCUGGAACAUUCACCCAUAAGUGUCUCUGCUGCUCGCGCCAGAAAUCCCAGCCCCCCAGUGUUCUCUGUGGCUUUAUGUUCCUACAGUGAAGGGACACUACUGUUAUGUAUUACUUUUCAUAUAUUGUACAAAACUGAUUUUAUAAACAAUGAAAUGUUUUCCAAUCACUGACAUGUUGUUUGUUGUAUACUUGGGUCACAGAUAGAUUGUGUAGUCUGUUCUUAAUUGAUAAAAUAUUGUGUUGGCAGUGUUAAGGUCAUGGCUUCGAUUCCCUGGGUAAAGGUCAUUCUUUAAAUAUAGUCUGAAUUUUCAUAUGAGUUUGAGUGCAUUGCGUUGUUCAAUCUAAGGGGACUCAUUUAGUCAUUUUUUUUUCUCUCUGACAUGCGUGUGCCAUGAACACUGAGUAGUUUGUUCAUAAACCCCACAAAAAAAAUACUAGACAUUGACAGCUUGAGUAUGUUAAUGUUAUCCAGUGCUGUAUAUGUAAAAAUGAAAACCAAAAAAUAGGGCAAAACAACUUUUCAGCUACAUCGGUAUCUCCAUUUACAAAGCAUAGAGAAAUUGUGAUGUACAGACCAAACGUUAAUUUUGUUUUCUUGGGAAAUUCAACUUAAAGAGUACCUAGCAUGUGUUUUUUUAGCCCCUACUUUGGUUUAUGGAGUGUCCAACAACAAGUUCAUGUACAUACAAUGUGUUUAAACACUAUAAUAUCGUAACAAUAGGCAAUUAUUCGCACCUUACUUCUUGACUGACUCUCAAAUGAUUUGUUCCGCGAUUCAUCCGUCUAGGCCCCGCCUACCCGCUAACCUUGUGUCAUGUGAUUGGUCAGAUGGUGUAGUCUGUUGUUAUUGGUCAAACGCGUUCAUCAUUUGUCGCAAAUGGAACCCCCCUACCAUCAUCAAAUAAAAUAUUAUUUUUUUCUUAAAAUACUGUUAAUACGUUAGUAAUACUAUUAUUUCGUCGUAACUGUGCGUUGUCAUGGUACAUAGAGCAUUUCGGAAAGUCGACGUUAUUGAAAAAACAAGAUUUUAGUUUCACCCAAAUAUAUCUAUAUAGGUGCACGUGCGGCAAAUGUGUCAAAAUGCAAAGUUAGUAGCAAGAUAAACAAACUGUAACACCCCAGAAAUAACGGUACAUGCUAAUGUUAGCGUUAUAUGCAUUAGCUAAACACAGACAUAAGGUACAAAAAUAUUUCUUGAAGUUAAGACAAAAAUGAAAAGUCACACUUGCAGGUU
Messenger RNA from Triplophysa dalaica, 1812 nucleotides. RefSeq names its product mitochondrial matrix import factor 23 (gene mix23). The record is from RefSeq and is a predicted model, not a curated record. The transcript is spliced from 6 exons. NCBI's taxonomy places the organism in Eukaryota, Metazoa, Chordata, Actinopteri, Cypriniformes, Nemacheilidae. The coding region runs from base 21 to 515 and encodes 164 amino acids. Gene Ontology annotation, cellular component: mitochondrion; mitochondrial intermembrane space.